Molecule: messenger RNA, 846 nt
Organism: Zeugodacus cucurbitae (melon fly)
Lineage: Eukaryota; Metazoa; Arthropoda; Insecta; Diptera; Tephritidae
Gene: Lk
Product: leucokinin
Exons: 2
Coding region: 171-686 (171 amino acids)
Source: RefSeq, a predicted model, not a curated record
GCUCGGCAAAACGCGGAUUAACUUCAUUUAAAUUACAAUACGCCAGUGGUAUUCGUACGGAAUAUAAGCUACCGGCAGCCUAAUCGGUUGAUACGCCUCUCACUGCGUUGUAACAAAACAAUUUAUAUUUAAUAACUUUGAAGUGUUUUGGUUCGACAUCUUCCUUCAACAUGUACAUGAUACACUCUAUAUUUUCCAUCACUUUGCUGAUUUUUGUUUGUCAAAAUGGUUAUAUAUUGGCACAACCCGUUAGUGAUGAGCUUAGCACAUGUGAAGAUCAGCUUACAAAAUAUCGCCGAUUUUUACUACAAGCCAUUUUAAGCUUUGAAGAUGUCUGUGACGCAUACGACACACAUCCACUCAACCCACUUGAAGCUUUCUAUAGACAGGAACAGCAAGACUCCGUUAACGCGCCCCUACUGCAUGCACUACAAUCCGGUAGCACAGCCAGCGAACAGCGUAGUGAGAUUUGGGCUUUUUUCAAACUGUUGAUGGCACAAUUUAACGAUAUGGAUUUUGUCAAUAUCAUCAAGGAAGCUGUUAUUGAUCGUUGUCGUAUCAAAUCCCAACAGCAGCAUGACGAGAAACGCAAUUCCGUUGUAUUGGGUAAGAAGCAGCGAUUCCAUUCGUGGGGUGGCAAACGUGCACAUCUUGCCGCUGACGAAAGAAGCAUGGACAUGUUGUAAGCGCUAGAAGCUGGUUUAUUAAACUAAAUUUUCAACAUUUUUCACGGGCUGGAUAUAUUCGUUAAUUGUAUAUAAAAACUAUAAUUCUUAACACAAACACAAAGCAUGUAAAUUUUCAAACUAUCGUGUACUGUCCACACUGCAACUACAUUAAAGUAAA